AUGACUAGACAUGAGCUCAGCGGCGUGGCCGAGAGGGACAUGAUGGCACAGGCUGAGCCCCCUCCAGAGCUGCAGCUGGAUGAAGCUGGAGCAUCCUCAGCCCCUCAGGGAGCAGCUGCAGGUGCUGCUCCACACGUGGAUCAUCCACACACCCCGUUAGACCCAUCAGGGAGUGUGGGGGUGACAUCCCCGCUCAGGGGCAGCCCAGACUCCAGCCAGGAGCUGCAGGCUACCAGCAGGGACACUUCCUUGGAGCUAAACAUGCCAGGGACCCAGCUGGACGAGGAUGCAGCCGGGGCUGGGAUCCCGCUGGAUGUGGACGUGGCAGGAGUCCCGCUGGACGUGGAUGUGGAAGGAGUGGGGAUUCCACUGGAUGUGGGUGGGGCAGCGAUCCCGCUGGACGCGGAUGCAGGUGGGACAGGAAUCCCACUGGACAUGGAUGCAGAUGGAGCAGAGAUUCCACUGGAUGUGGAUGCAGGUGGGACAGGGAUCCCAGUGGAUGUGGAUGCAACAGGGAUCCCACAGGACUUGAAUGUGGGUGGGGCAGGGAUCCCACUGGAUGAGGAUGCAGAUGGAGCAGCAAUCCCACUGGACAUGGACACAGACAGGGCAGGGAUCCCAGACGAUGCAGACACAGACAGGGCAGAGGUUCCACUGGACAUGGAUGCAGAGGGAGCAGGAAGCCCUCUGGAUGCAGACGCCACAGAACAUCAGUGCCUGACCCUGGAAGAGCUGGGGAACUACUUCCAAGAGUGCAUUGAAAUCGUGGAGCAGCUGGAGAAGGAGAGAGACAGCCUGAUCUCAGAGCUGGCCCAGCUCCGGGAGCCGGCGCUGCAGGAGAUCCGCCAUGCCCACGAGGAGAUCCAGGCAGCCUGCAGGCUGCUGGCCAAGGUGGAGCUGGAGAGGGACAACCUGAGGGACGAGAUCCGGCAGAUCAAGGCGCUGCAGGAGAUGCAGGGGGAGAUCCAGGGCAUGAAGGAGGCCCUGAGGCCCCUGCAGGGCGAGGUCAGCCGGCUGAGGCUGCAGAACCGCAGCCUGGAGGAGCAGAUCGUCCUCGUCAAGCAGAAGCGGGACGAGGAGGUCGGGCAGUACCGGGAGCAGGUUGAGGAGCUGGAAGACAGGCUGAAGGAGCUGAAGAACGGGGUCCAGCUCCAGCAGCGCAAGAACCAGGAGCUGGAGGAGCUGAGGACGAGCCUCCACAAGGAGCUCUCCAUCUACAAGAGCUGCCUGGAAAUCUAUGGACACCUUUGCAAAUCGGAGGAAAAGGCAGACCAGGACUGUUAGAACUAUGGAAUUUUCCUCUUUGCAGCAAAAACAAUGGACAGAGGAUCUACAAGGGAUGUCUCCUCGUGCUGCUUAUCCUGCCUGAAGCACAGCUGCUGCCUGGAGUCAGGAAUACCAGACAGUCCUUUCCCUGGGUGUGUUUCUCCAGGUGCUGCUGCUGCUGCUGCUCAUGUAGUAAAACUGCUUUUCCACAGAGGAGCAGAGCAAACAAUCCUUGCACUGAACAAUGGACACGGAUGAGGAAUAACAGAUUUAUGUUUUGCUGUGUUUGGGAAAACGUAUCUUGCCUUGUCCCAUAGAUGGAUUGUUUAAACCUGCACUGAAAGUUCUGGGGGGGUGGGGGUGUUGACUUUUAAAAGUUUACAUGCAAGAGAAGCUUCAUCCUUUGAACAGGAUUUUCUUUUGUAUUUCAAGGGUCUCUGCUGUACUGGGAUGUGCCCCACAGAAACGAGGUGGUGGGUAAGAGGUUUUCACUUUAUAUCAAGUCUCACACUGAAAAUAAAGGUCAGAGUUUA
Messenger RNA from Manacus vitellinus (golden-collared manakin), 1799 nucleotides. RefSeq names its product syncoilin, intermediate filament protein (gene SYNC). Gene Ontology annotation, cellular component: intermediate filament. NCBI's taxonomy places the organism in Eukaryota, Metazoa, Chordata, Aves, Passeriformes, Pipridae. The transcript has 5 exons. Bases 1 to 1284 code for a protein of 427 amino acids. The record is from RefSeq and is a predicted model, not a curated record.